Messenger RNA from Rotaria socialis, 372 nucleotides. The record is from the annotation of a GenBank genome assembly. Lineage: Eukaryota; Metazoa; Rotifera; Eurotatoria; Philodinida; Philodinidae.
AUGAUAUCAAGUAGUUUCUACGAAUAUAUCGAUAGAGAGAGUAUUGAUUCAGAUCUUAUAUGCAAAAUUUGUCGGAGCCCUUUUAUUGAUCCAAUUGUGGUUCAAUGUGGCGAUACUUAUUGCCGUCUAUGUAUUGAAAACGAUAUGGGAAAUGGUUCUCAUUGCCCGUCGCAGUCGUGUAAUCAAUUAUUGAGUAUUGGCCAUUUGACACCAAACCCUCCGCCGCGCCUUGUCGUCUCAAUGCUUGAUAAACUUAAAGUACGAUGUCAGCUCUGUAAUGAAACAAAUAUAAAUAGAGGAAUCUUUGAUGAACAUGUAAAGACAAGCUGUUCUGAAUAUCGAANCUCUACAAAAUCUAGUGAACAUGUGUAA